Molecule: messenger RNA, 240 nt
Organism: Lottia gigantea (owl limpet)
Lineage: Eukaryota; Metazoa; Mollusca; Gastropoda; Lottiidae
Exons: 2
Molecular function (GO): glycosaminoglycan binding; N-acetylglucosamine-6-sulfatase activity
Source: RefSeq, a predicted model, not a curated record
GGACCAUUCUGUUUCUGUCCCAACGCAAACAAUAAUACCUACUGGUGUCUACGAACUGUCAACUCCACCCAUAACUUCCUCUUCUGUGAAUUUAUCACUCGCUUUCAGAGCUACUAUGAUUUAAAUAAUGAUCCUCAUCAGUUAAAAAAUGAGAUAAAAUACCUAGACCAAGGCGUGAAGGAACAGUUAGAGGAUAACUUAGAAACCAUGAAAAGUUGCCAUGGUAACGAUGACUGUCAC